Molecule: messenger RNA, 1260 nt
Organism: Fomitopsis serialis
Lineage: Eukaryota; Fungi; Basidiomycota; Agaricomycetes; Polyporales; Fomitopsidaceae
Exons: 1
Coding region: 53-1105 (350 amino acids)
Source: RefSeq, a predicted model, not a curated record
CAAGGGCAAGGCGACCGACACCCGUGACGACUCUGAUGUCGAGGAUUCUCCGAUGACACCGGUCAACGAGACCGCGCCGCUCGAGGAGUCGACCAGCAAACAGAAUACAACGCCGCCGGUACCGCAGCCGUUUCUUCCCUCUGGGUCGGGCGCGAAUGAGGCCCUAGCACAGAUGGCGGAGUACGUCGCGAAGAUCUUUCGGAGGCAGCACCGGCUGCAUGUCUUCGCGCUCUUCAUCUACAAGGGCCAGGCUCGUGUCGUUCGCUGGGACCGCGCCGGUGCCAUCGUCUCUACGCCGAUCGACUUCGCAGAGGACCCGUCUCUGCUCCACCUGGUCAUCUGGCGGUACGCGAGUAUGAACCAAGAGCAGCGCGGCUUCGACCCUAGCGUGGUCCUGGCCACCGAGGAAGACAUCGCACAUAUGCGGAAUUGCAGCACACCGUAUCCGAGUGGGUGGAUUGACGACUGCCGCAACGCUGCCGUCGAUCAGCCUGGAUGGCCUAUGUACAGGAUCAACAUGCGGGCCCAGGACCACAUAGAUCAGACGAACCUCCAGCCGCUCGUUGAUUCCAUGCGGAAAGAGUCCUCGCCAUCGUACCCGCUGAACGAGAAGAUCAGUUUCAUUGUCGGCAAGCGAUACUUCGCCACUGACUCGCCGACUGGGUGGGGUACUAACUACGAAGCCGUCGACCCUCUCCCCAACUUGAAGGCUCAACCGAAGCAACGCCGAGAGCCGAUGAUGGACGUAAAAGCGACUUUGCCAGUCGGCAUAGAAGAUGAAAUGGAACAGCUUGAAGCACCCUCAGUGAAGGCAUCUGCAACGCUCGCAAAUCACAACAAGAUAAUCUAUGUUUUCCUCAAAACACUUCAGCAGCCCCUGGAGGAUUGGGAAGAUGUCGUCGGCACACCGGAUCAAUUCCAGAGUCCUGCGUUCAAGGACUCCGUCGUGUACCAGCAUGGUAUUCAGCGAUCCAAGAUGAAGUCGUCGGGCUCGAAGCGAACGUUGGAAGGCGAACCAGCGGAUUUGGAAAAACCCGGCCCUUCGAAGAGAUCUAGACGUGGGACGACUGGGCUGCAGUCACUGCCGGAAGGGAAGACUGGCUAGACGCACGACGGGGUCGAGUUAUAUCGUCUCCAAAGUAUGUCUGUCUGGUCUGUGAUUGACUUUGAUUCGGAUGUGAUACUGUGUUGUAUGUUUGGUCAUAUUGUAUUGUUCGCCAUUGUCUACGUCUAUUGGUCGGGCUACCAUCCGAGUCUGAC